Messenger RNA from Styela clava, 1466 nucleotides. RefSeq lists its product as uncharacterized. NCBI's taxonomy places the organism in Eukaryota, Metazoa, Chordata, Ascidiacea, Stolidobranchia, Styelidae. The record is from RefSeq and is a predicted model, not a curated record.
AUCAUUUUUACGUUUUAGGCGGCAUUUGUUAGCACAAUAGAUUAGAACCAAUAAUAUAGAUAUCAUGUUUGCAAGAGAUUCCGAAAAUGACAUUGAAUUACUCGGAACCCGCUAUCUGGCAGGUUGCAGGACAUCGAUAUUCAUACGAUUUGUUAAAGUUGCGACAUCUUUGAUUGUGCUUGCAAUUUUACUGGGAAGUACGACGCAGUUCAUAUCACAUAAUAAUGAAAGAAUGAUAAGGUAUGAAAAAGAUAUUCAAGUACUGAGAGCAGCAAUUAAAGACAGAGAUGAAGCUGAACAUAGCAGAAUGAAGCGUGAAAUUGCUGAUUCCAUUAAAUCACAUAUGGCAUCGCAUGUAAUUACGAAGAGAUCAAACAGACAUUCUUCAAAUGAAGAAGAAAAAUAUUUAGAAAGCAACAAUUCUGGAGGAAUAACUUAUUUGAGAUGGGGAAGAAGAAAUUGCCCAAAUCACGGGAUCACAAAAUUUGUCCAUUCUGGAUAUAUGGCAGCAGGUUAUUACUCUCACACUGGAAGUGGAGCAAACUACAUGUGUCUCCACCAUAACGUUUCUUACACUCCGGGAAAAUAUGUUGAGGGAUCUCAAGGAAGUUCCCACGUCUAUGGAGUCGAAUUCCGAGACAGUGCUUGGGUGUAUCAAUUAUUUGAUUUGACGUCGACUGAAACAAAUUCAUUGCAAUUCCAUUCUGUACCAUGUGCUAUGUGCAUGGCUGAAGCUCGGGUAUCUAAGAUGAUGAUUCCUGGGAGAGACGAUUGUCCCAAAGGUUGGCACAGAGAAUAUGCGGGAUAUAUAAUGUCUGGGGGUCACAGUGACAAGCACUCGACUGAAUUCAUUUGUGUGGACGAAAGACCUCAAAUUGUUCCCGGCACGAUAGGAGAUCAGAAAGGGGGAUUCCUGCAGAUGGUUGAAGUUCAGUGUACUUCAUUACCUUGUGAACCAUUUGUAGCAGGCAGAGAGUUAAGAUGUGUUGUCUGUACACUAUGAUAUUGUUUCAACAAAACAGAAGUAAAAAAGAAUACGAGCUUUCGUCGGCAAUGUCUAAACUUUGUGUAUAUAUCAAUUGAUAAUAUUAAAAAAAAAUUUCUACUCAUCUUGGGAAUAGGGAGCAGUGGACGAUAUAAAAUGACUAAUCUUGUACAUCUUUCAUCACUUCAGUCACGUACCAGUGAUCUGCACAAAAUAGCGCAGCGACUUGGUGUUUAAGUUUUUCUUUUGUUUCAUAAACCGACAAUCAUAAGCAAAUUUGACCUGGAGAAAUUUGGCAAAAGAGACAUCAGUAAAAAAAACUAUUUUCUACUAGUUUCUUUAUAUUCAAUUUCUCAAAAAGCUGUCUGUCACUAUGAAUUUAGGUAAACACUAAGUGUAAAAUAUUGUUAAUAUCUAGAUUUUAGUGGAAGUUUAAUGUGUCAAUACUCGGAAAUAUGAAUCAAAUAUAUAUUGGACUAUA